This is a messenger RNA of Myzus persicae (green peach aphid), 824 nucleotides long. RefSeq lists its product as uncharacterized. Bases 244 to 717 code for a protein of 157 amino acids. The record is from RefSeq and is a predicted model, not a curated record. Lineage: Eukaryota; Metazoa; Arthropoda; Insecta; Hemiptera; Aphididae. The transcript is spliced from 2 exons.
UGCUACUGCUCAUCGUCGGAGCUACGCCGUCGUCGUGGGCCAGCGGAGGAGACAGAACACUUUGUGCUUGCAGCGGUCCACCGGUCCAGUGGUCCAGUUAGCGCAGUUCCUCCGGUGUAACGUCUGCAGUGAAUCUCGCCGUCACCGCGAUCUGAGCACGGAUCGACACGCGACGUCGAGUGUAUAUUACUAUACAUAAUCCCGCCAGAUCUGCGGAUCUGUCCAACAGUCGCUCAGCGAUCCAUGUCAAUCGCCGUCAUCGCCGUCAGCGUCAUGCGCCGACAAAUGUUCUGGAGCGGUUGCUUGUUGGCGCUGACCACCGCGGUGGCAGUGACGGUCGCGGCUCCGCUGGCCGAGCCCUCAGCACCGGACUCGGACGACGUGGUGACGUACGACCAGCGGCAGAACGGCACCGAGAACGUGCGGAUCAGCCUGAGCGACCUCAAAGUGGUGCUGGCCCCGGCCGACGGCCUGUUCCAGAUUAUGUCCAUGGCCGGCGCGCAGUUUCUCAACUCGGAGUUGGCAGGCGCAGCUUCGGAACACCGGCCGACGGGCGUCGAGUGCACCGGGUUCAAGUGCAACAACCGGCAUAGGCAGGCCGCUAAGAAAAAUCGUUUCAAACUAUCGAGUCUUAUAGCACCAUUGUUAAACAGCCAAGCAGAACAGAAAACUGCAGAAACAGAAAGUAUUAGUAUCAACAACAAUAAUCCUAAUUAAACAUUGAGUAGGUAUGAAAUACUGUUUACAAUAUCGGCUCAAAGAGGUACAAUUUAUAUCAAUACCAGGACGAAUAAAAUUAUACCUAUUACUUAUAUAAAGGUGCG